CAAAAGCUCCAAUCGGAAGAAAGAGAUAAAAAAAAAAAGAGAAAAAUGGAGAGAAACACGCCAGUGAGAAACCCUCACACUUCCACCGCCGAUCUGCUUUCCUGGUCGGAAACUCCUCCGCCUGAGCGCUCAACCGCUUCCGCCGCUCGUUCUCACCAGCCGUCCGAUGGAAUCAGCAAGGUUCUCGGCGGCGCUCAGAUCACGGAUGAGGAAGCUCAGUCGCUCAAUAAGCUGAAGAACUGUUCAGGUUACAAGUUAAAAGAGAUGACUGGUAGUGGCAUAUUUACUAAUGAGGCAAAGAACGGAUCUGAAUCCGAUUCUACUGAUCCAAAAACAGGUCUUCGUUACUAUCAGCAAACUCUGAACGGAGUGAGUCAGAUAUCAUUCAGCGCUGACGGGAAAGUCUCCCCGAAGAAACCAACCACUCUAACGGAGGUUGCAAAGCAGAGAGAGCUUAGUGGGAACUUGCUAACCGAGGCGGAGCUAAAGAGCAACAAGCAGAUUUCAAGUGCCAAGAUCGAAGAGAUCAGCGGUCACAACAUCUUCGGACCUCCGCCUGAGAUUCAGCCUCGAUCCUUGGCCGCUGCUCAGCAAGAAGCCAGAGGAAACAGAGACAUGGGAGAGCCUGCACCGAGGAACUUGCGCACUUCUGUAAAAGUUUCCAAUCCUGCAGGAGGACAAAGCAACAUACUGUUCAGUGAGGAACCUGUCGUGAAGACAUCAAAGAAGAUACAUGACCAGAAGUUUCAGGAACUCACAGGAAAUGGUAUUUUCAAAGGCGAUCAAUCUCCUGGAACUGCUGAUAAGCAGCUAAGCUCCGCUAAACUCCGGGAAAUGAGCGGAAACAAUAUAUUCGCAGACGGCAAGUCGGAGUCACGAGACUAUUUCGGCGGCGUGAGGAAGCCUCCGGGAGGUGAGAGCAGCAUUUCAUUGGUCUAA
Messenger RNA from Thlaspi arvense, 939 nucleotides. Lineage: Eukaryota; Viridiplantae; Streptophyta; Magnoliopsida; Brassicales; Brassicaceae. The record is from the annotation of a GenBank genome assembly.